Drosophila subpulchrella is the source of this 433-nucleotide messenger RNA. RefSeq names its product ubiquitin-related modifier 1 homolog (gene Urm1). Gene Ontology annotation, biological process: tRNA thio-modification; protein urmylation. Gene Ontology annotation, cellular component: nucleus; cytoplasm. Gene Ontology annotation, molecular function: protein tag activity. The transcript is spliced from 5 exons. The coding region runs from base 38 to 346 and encodes 102 amino acids. The record is from RefSeq and is a predicted model, not a curated record. NCBI's taxonomy places the organism in Eukaryota, Metazoa, Arthropoda, Insecta, Diptera, Drosophilidae.
UUCAGGAGCGGUCAUACUUUUAUUUGUAUCAAAACAUAUGAUGGGCACGCCGGAAUUAAAAAUAAUAUUGGAAUUUAGCGCUGGAGCGGAGCUACUUUUUGGUAACAUCAAACGACGUCAACUGGCCUUAGAUGGUAAUCAAAAAUGGACCAUUGCCAACCUGCUGAAAUGGAUGCAUGCCAAUAUUUUAACAGAACGACCAGAACUCUUUCUUCAAGGAGACACCGUACGACCUGGAAUUUUGGUUCUUAUAAAUGACACAGACUGGGAACUCCUGGGUGAACUGGACUACGAGCUGCAGCCGAAUGACAAUGUGCUCUUUAUAUCCACUCUGCACGGCGGUUAAUGGAGUUCUCCAAAGUUAGUUAGUCCUAAGCGAAAAGUUAUUUUUAUACGAUCCAUUAAACUGUAACCGAAAAAAGCAAAAACAGUU